Pongo pygmaeus (Bornean orangutan) is the source of this 6535-nucleotide messenger RNA. It is a transcript of the gene ZNF530, whose product is annotated as zinc finger protein 530. The transcript has 3 exons. Gene Ontology annotation, molecular function: RNA polymerase II cis-regulatory region sequence-specific DNA binding; DNA-binding transcription repressor activity, RNA polymerase II-specific. Lineage: Eukaryota; Metazoa; Chordata; Mammalia; Primates; Hominidae. Gene Ontology annotation, cellular component: nucleoplasm. Bases 221 to 2020 code for a protein of 599 amino acids. Gene Ontology annotation, biological process: regulation of immune system process; regulation of cytokine production; negative regulation of transcription by RNA polymerase II. The record is from RefSeq and is a predicted model, not a curated record.
GGGACUUCCGGCGUCCUCCCUGUGGCGGGCACUUUGGCUUGUGUCAGUUCCAACCGCGGGUGCCGGACCUGGACCUAGGUGCUGACAGCGAGAAGGCGCGAGGAGAGUCGUUUUCUCAGCUGCACAGCCGGGGCCUGACGGUCGCCGGCGGGGGUGACAGCUUUGCUCGUGUCUCCGCCCGGAUCGUCCACCGCUCCCGGCCCGCUCCGCCCAGAGUCCGAUGGCGGCGGCACUGAGGGCCCCGACCCAGCAGGGUUUUGUAGCCUUUGAGGAUGUGGCCAUUUACUUCUCCCAGGAGGAGUGGGAGCUCCUUGAUGAGAUGCAGAGGCUCCUGUACCGCGAUGUGAUGCUGGAGAACUUUGCAGUUAUGGCAUCCCUAGGUUGCUGGUGUGGAGCAGAAGAUGAGGGGGCACCUUCUGCAGACAGCAUUUCUGUGGAAGAACUGUCACAGGGCAGGACUCCAAAGGCAGAUAUAUCCACUGAUAAGAGUCACCCCUGUGAGAUUUGUACCCCAGUCCUGAGAGACAGUUUACAAAUGAUUGAGCUCCAAGCCUCACCCUGUGGACAGAAAUUGUACUUGGGUGGGGCAUCAAGAGAUUUCUGGAUGAGUUCAAACCUUCACCAGCUCCAGAAGCUUGAUAAUGGAGAGAAGCUAUUUAAAGUGGAUGGGGACCAGGCCUCAUUUAUGAUGAACUGCAGGUUCCAUGUGUCAGGAAAACCCUUCACGUUUGGGGAAGUUGGGAGGGACUUUUCAGCCACGUCAGGACUUCUCCAGCAUCAGGUGACUCCCAGCAUUGAGAGACCACACAGCAGGAUUAGACACUUGAGAGUUCCCACUGGACGAAAGCCUCUCAAAUACACUGAACCCAGGAAAUGUUUUAGAGAGAAAUCUGUAUUCAUUCAACACCAAAGAGCUGACUCUGGAGAAAGGCCUUACAAGUGCAGUGAAUGUGGGAAAUCCUUUAGUCAAAGUUCUGGCUUUCUUCGACACAGGAAAGCACACAAUAGAACAAGGACUCAUGAAUGUAGUGAAUGUGGGAAAUCAUUUAGUCGCAAAACUCACCUAACUCAACACCAAAGAGUUCACACUGGAGAAAGGCCUUAUGACUGCAGCGAAUGUGGCAAAUCCUUCCGCCAGAUAUCUGUCCUCAUUCAACAUCAACGAGUUCACACUGGAGAAAGGCCUUAUGAGUGCAGUGAAUGUGGGAAAUCUUUUAGCCACAGCACUAACCUCUAUCGUCACAGGAGUGCCCACACUAGCACAAGGCCUUAUGAGUGCAGUGAAUGUGGAAAAUCCUUUAGCCAUAGCACUAACCUCUUUCGACACUGGAGAGUUCACACUGGAGCAAGGCCUUAUGAGUGUAGUGAAUGUGGGAAAGCAUUUAGUUGCAAUAUCUACCUCAUUCACCACCAAAGAUUUCACACUGGAGAAAGGCCUUAUGUGUGCAGUGAAUGUGGGAAAUCAUUUGGCCAGAAAUCUGUCCUCAUUCAACACCAAAGAGUUCACACUGGAGAAAGGCCUUAUGAGUGCAGUGAAUGUGGGAAAGUUUUUAGCCAAAGCUCUGGCCUCUUUCGACACAGAAGAGCUCACACUAAAACAAAGCCUUAUGAGUGCAGUGAAUGUGAAAAAUCAUUUAGUUGCAAAACUGACCUCAUUCGACACCAGACAGUUCACACUGGAGAAAGGCCUUAUGAGUGCAGUGUAUGUGGGAAAUCUUUUAUCCGAAAAACCCACCUCAUUCGACACCAGACUGUUCACACUAAUGAAAGGCCUUAUGAGUGCGAUGAAUGUGGGAAAUCCUAUAGCCAAAGCUCUGCCCUCCUUCAGCAUAGGAGAGUUCACACUGGAGAAAGGCCUUAUGAGUGCAGCGAAUGUGGGAAAUCUUUUACCCGCAAAAAUCACCUCAUUCAACACAAGACAGUUCACACUGGAGAAAGGCCUUAUGAAUGCAGUGAAUGUGGGAAAUCUUUUAGUCAAAGUUCUGGCCUCUUAAGACACAGAAGAGUUCAUGUGCAGUGAAUGUGGGAAAUUAUUUUGUCACCUUUUUUUUUUUUUUUUUUGAGAUGGAAUUUUGCUCUUGUCACCCAGGCUGGAGUGCAAUGAUGCAAUCUCAGCUCACUGCAACCUCUGCCUCCUGGGAUCAAGUGAUUCUCCUGCCACAGCCUCCUGAGUACCUGAGAUUACAGGCACCCACCACCAUGCCCAGCUAAUUUUUGUAUUUUUAAUAGAAACAAGGUUUCACCACGUUGGUCGGGCUGGUGUUGAACUCCUGACCUCAGGUAAUCCACCUGCUUCAGCCUACCAAAGUGCUGGGAUUACAGGCGUGAGCCACCAUGUCCGGCUUGUUUUGUCACAUUUAACACAAGAUUUCCGAAAGAAGAAAGGCCUUAUAUAUGCUGUGAAUGUGUUUUUGUUUGUUUGUUUGUUUUAACUUGGUAUGACGGCACUGGAGGCUAGCCUUUGAGAAGAGCCUUCUCUGAUGUGACUCACGUAUCCAAACAUCCAUGGAUUUCCCAUAAAUUUGAGGUAUGUGGGAAGCAUGUGUAGCUAUGUUGUACUCUCUAAACCUGCCCAGGGACCUUGCCAGAUUCAUGUCACUGCCAGUUUCUGCGGCUGAAGCCUUUUCAUCUCUACCCGCUGGGAGACCCACAGAGUGUGCAUCAGUCACCACCCCAACAUGCUCAGGGAGGCAGACUUCUUCCAUUAGUUGGAGGAAAGCGUGAGUAGUCUAAGCUCUUAGGGGGGUUUCUCAUUUCCUCCUGUGGCUACAUAGUGCAUGUAACUACCCCAGUGUUGGCCCCAGGACCUGAUCUGAGUUCUGUUGGCAGCUUCCAGAGGAUUGCCUUUUUUGAGGACAUUGUUGAUCUCAGGCGAUGCUUGUGAUGAAGCAUUUUUUAGCUUCCACCACGUACCAGGAACUGCCUGUUAACUGGCUUGUGCAAUGAUAAAGGCCUUUUGUUUAAGUACCUUUAAUCUUGUAAGUUGUAUUAACUGUGGAGUAGUUUGGAAACAUAAUAGGACUCUGUCAGCUUAAAAGAGUGUAUAACAUUUGUGGAGAUUCAAAUUUUGUUUGCCUCAGAGGGGACACUAUGCUGACAGAAUAUAGCUUUUGCUCCAUUUUGGGCCUAUUUUGCAUUGUUACCAAGGCCUUCUAGGAGACACUGCAGGGCUUUCUGGCUCUGAUUUUUGCCUGCAUGUGGGCUCAGAGGUCAUUCUGCAGAGGGGGCAGUUGUGACAACUUCCGUUGUUUCUGGAGACAAAACUUAAGUUUUUCUUGUUGAGUGAGGAUAUCACAUAAUGCCCUGCAAUGUUUAGAAUCCCUUAAUGAGGUCCUAUGAAGGAGGUGUGUCCCUUGAAACACAGAAUUCAGUGAGCUCGUGUCCCUAGCUGUAAAACCAUGGGGCUGGAGCGAAACAUAAUUGGUAAAGAAACGCUGGGUUGAAUAAUAGGGAAUGGAGGAGACUGCAGCAAAUUAGAUGGACUGUUCCUCAUAUAAAGUUUCAUCCGGCCAGGCGCAGUGGCUCACACCUUUAAUCCUAGCACUUUGGGAGGCCAAGGUGGGUGGAUCACAAGGUCAGGAGUUCAAGAACAGCCUGGCCAAGAUGGUGAAACCCUGGAGGGCUGAGGCAGAGAAUUGCUUGAACUUGGGAGGCAGAGGUUGCAGUGAGCCGAGAUCACACCACUGCACUCCAGCUCAGGCGACAGAGCGAGACUCUGUCUCAAAAAAAAAAAAAAAAAAAUCCAUUCAGGCCAGUCACAGUGGCUCAUGUAUGUAAUCCCUACACUUUCCGAGGCCAUGGCGUGCAGAUCACUUGAGGUCAGGAGUCAGAGACCAGACUGGCCAACAUGGUGAAACCCCAUCUCUACUGAAAAUACAAAAAUUAACCAGGUGCAGCAGUGCACGUCUAUAAUCCCAGCUGCUCUGAAGGCUGACACACCGAGAAUAGCUUGAACCCAGAGAUGGAGGUUGCAGUGAGCUGAGACCACACCACUGCACUCCAGCCCAGGUGAUGGAGUGAGACUCUGUUUCCAAAAAAAAAAAAAAGGCCAGGCGCUGUGGCUCAUGCCUGUAAUCCCAGCACUUUAGGAGGCUGAGGCGGGUGGAUAACCUGAGGUCAGGAGUUCGAGACCAGCCUGGUCAAUAUGGCGAAACCCUGUCUCUACUAAAAGUACAAAAAUUAGCUGGGUGUGCUGGCAGGCACCAGUAAUCCCAGCUACUCAGGAGACUGAGGCAGGAGAAUCUCUUGAACCUGAGAGGUGAGCCGAGAUCGCGCCAUUGCACUUCAGCCUGGGCAACAACAGCGAAACUGUCUCAAAAAAAAAAAAAAAAAAAUUUAUCCACAUGUUCCAGUGACUAUGACUGCAAGAUCACUGUGUGCAGAAAUCUCUAGAAAUGUGUGUCUUGUAGCUCAAGUUAUUAGAGACAACAAGGGUUUUGUGGAUUCCUGUAGCCUCUCUGGCCUGUUUACUUCAAGGCCAUUGCUGCACAGACAAAAAAAAAAAAAAAGGAUGAAGUCAAGAGAGAUUCAGUCGUCCUUGGUGCGGCUUUUGUGAUCCAGUAGCAAUCCUCUUAACGCUGAUGGAAAUGGCCUUCAUUGCUCACCUGUAUUUCCUGCCACUGAAGCAGGUCUGCCUCUACGUGGCCUGGGGAGCUAGAUGGUAGAGUCAAUAGAGACUUAGUAAACCAGACUUUUUGAAGUGUCAAUGACCGAGAUUGUUAAUUGCAUCCAUUUAAAAAAAUUAUCAAGUUGUAAUUGAUGUGGAAUAAAUUAUAUAUAUUUAAAGUGUACAACUUGAUAAGUUCUGACAUAAAUGUAAACACAUGGAAGCAUUGUUGUAAUCAUAAGAAUGAGCAUAUCUCACCUGCAUAUUUUACUUUUGCUCUUUUAUAAUACAUUCCAGAAUAUGCAGGCAACUUUUAACAUUCCUUUACAAUUGAUUGACUUGAAUUUUCUGGAAUUUUAUUUUAGACAUCAUAAAAUGUGUAUUUUUUUGUGGUUUUAUUUAUAAAACUUCCCCUUAGGUAAGGGCCUGAGGUUAACUUUGGAGGUGACAGAUGUGUCCAACACCAUUGAUAGGGUGAUGAUUUCAAAAAUGUACGUGUGUGUGUGUGUGUGUGUAUAUACUUACUGUUUUAAUAUGUGCAGUACAUUGCAUGUUGAUUACACCUCAAUGAACCUAUAAAAAGUUACUCCAUUUAAAAAUCUGGGCCUCCCACUUCUAUUGGAAACUGGACAACUUGACAGCCUGCAGUGUUUUGAAACAGCAUGGAUUGGGUGUCUUGUUUCCAGCAUGUGUCCCAUGUUCCCCAACACUUUUAGAGUGGGAGUGAAAGGAAUCAAAGUACACUUGGAAGAGGGCCAAGUGGAUUACUUGAGAGGUCCAGUGCCCCACUUGAUCCUUGGCUUGAGACUUUAUACAUUUGCUCAUUUCCUAGGCUCUCUAUUCUCCUUCCUUGGGUAGGCUGUUGCUUGACUACUGCAUGCACAGUGGUCUGCCAGUACUUGGGAGGGGCCGCAUGCAGUUUGUUUACUGAAGUCAUACAUAUAUACUCAUUUGGGGUGUUUUUUCCCUUACGAGUCAUGCACCCCCAGAGGAAGGUCAAAUACCAGUCAAAUUUUGCCGUCUUGCCCAAUUUUGUGCAUGCUUGAAACCUUAUCAGGGGUUGCGGUUCACUGGCUCCAGUUGUUUUCUAUCUGUUGGAAAACUCUUUUCCCUCCUGGUACCAAUCAUGGCCACUUAUCUUCUCAGAGGGAUAGUUUUAUGCUUUCCUGUACUUCACCCAAUGAGAGCUGGACAUCUCGGGGGUCCCUCUCUUGCUCUGUUUAUUAUCUCAGAGGAAAAGAUUUAUGAUUGCCUGUCCUUGACUCCAAAAUUGCCUGGCAUUCCUGGGGUCCCUCUCUUCUGCCCUACUCAUAUCUGCCUACUCUAACACCAGGGUCAGGGUAUGAGGCAACUAGAGACCACCUCUGUAAAUCGAAGCCAACCAGAAUUAUUCAGACUAGCCAGUACUCAGCUGUUUGCUCUGAUCUGGUCUAGGCUUUCCCCUAGCUCUUGCUUCUUCCUUUAGACUGAAACCUGUUCCUCCUGUGGCCCUGCAUGGCACAGUGUACUUCUCAUUUCUAGGGAAAUUCUGAGUAACAUUAAACUUAUAUUUCACUGGCAUUGAGCUCUCCAUGUCCUUUUCCAAUAAAGACCCAUCCACAAAUUGGCCUCUCUUGGCUAUGUAAUAUUACAUAUCAUUCCGGCACUUCUCAAUGCCUUCACCUUUUCUCCAUUAUGUCUGCCACAUUCUAACAUUCCAGAUAAUUUAGCAUUUUUUUUUUUCAUGUUUCCUCCUCUUUCUUGAGUACAGCGUAAGCUACUGGGGUCUGUCUCUUGUUUUGUAAAUGUCCCAUGCAGUUAAGAUAGUGUCGGAAGUACAGUAGGUGUUCCUUGAACAUUUGUUAGAACUAUGAAUAAGCAUAAUACUACAGCAUCCCUGUUCGCCUUAACAUUCUAAUAGCACUUUCUAAAUGUUUUCUUUACUUCUCC